GUUCACUGGACACGGCGAGGGUGUAGUCAGAAUCUUUCCUCUACAACUUGUCAAUCUGAAGACGGGGUCGCCUGUGUCGUCGCAAGCAUGGCUCCCGCUUCUAGCAGUCCGCGCAGUCUUCUGGCUGGCCAGGCUUCACAGCCUGCCAAAAAAGAACUAGAAGCUACCGGUGUUGUUUGUCAGAGGAGCUGCCGAGGGCUCCUGCUUUACUUUCCCGUCAAGUCUGGCCUUAGUGAGGCCGAAGCAAAGCGACAGAGCUCGCUGCGUGCAGUGGAACCUAUCUGCAUCGGCAUCAGCAGCGUCUAUAAGGCUCCGGAAGCGCUGGACCUCAAAGCGGCCAUGGACGCCCAUGGGCUGCUGAAUGUCAAGGUGGACACGGCGUUCAUUCUUGGGCACUCUGUUUACCAACCAAGCGACAAGACGCUCCCGCCGGCCGUGAAGUCCGGCUUCGAGAUUAUGCGGGUGGCAUCGUCGCCCUCCAGUGGCAGUGACGCCGCAGCAGCCAGCCCCGUGGCGGCUGAGGGGAGUAGCAGUGCAGCGCAAGGAAGCGGGGACACGGCGAGCCCUCCGCCGUCCUCCUUCCGCUUCCUGACGUCCAGUGUCGACCUCAACAACCGUGUGAGCAAAAUGCUCAACUCGAUGAUUCAGUUCGACAUGGCGGCGUACAGCGACAAGUUCAAAAGCCAGGCGGUCAAGAACUGGUCAUCAAUGGACAAGUGGCUGCAGGACCUCCGCAACGCAGUCUCCAAUCCUAAGAAUGGAGAGCAAUCAUAAGCGUGCGGCAACGGCCCGCAGCAAGCAGAAGCCCAUACAGGCGGCGGUGCCUUGCUGGGUGCACGCGGUGCAUACAUGACGCUAGGGCACAUCAAGUGAUUAACACGGCUCAUGGCGGAAGUCUCCCGCAAUUUGGGGUAUUCCGUUGCGCGUGAGCAAAUCUCGUGAUGCAGCAGAUAUGAUGACGUGUACACUACAUAGGACAGACGUGUUGCAAGCUAUUGCCGCACCGGCAGGGGCUUCCUUCGCCACGUGAUUGUUAGUAGGCACGCAGAAGUAUGGGCACAUUAAAUGAUGUGAACCUGUACGAUGACUUUAAGGAUAUGUGCGACGUUGUAGCAGUGCCUUCCAUUUGCAAUGGACCCCAGGUAUAUCUUGGGGUUGGUCGUGUACAUGAGCUCUCAGCUUUUUAGUUGGGCGCCUAUACCGACAUUGCGUGAGCAAGGUGAAGAGGCAGUGAGGUUGGCCGGAACAGCUUGGCAGUUAUUAGUUCUUGGCAGUACACGGGUUAGGUGGUGGGUGCUUGAUGUCAGAACGCCUAAAGGUAACGAAUAUGCUUGCCUUGGCAGAAAGCACUGUGACCCUACCUGGGGUAGUUAUGUGACCUUGGGCAGCUGCGCCCAGUCGCGGCGUUUGGUUUGGUCAGUUUCUUGUCAAGGAAAAGGUAUGUGCUGCAGUGUCAGGCAGGACCGUUGCAGGACCACUGUGCUGAUGGUGUCACCGCAGAUUGCAUUGGUUUACCAAGAGAGGCGCAUGGUUUGGUUGGAUUAGUGACUAUGUGCAGUGCCCGAAUUCGUUUUUAUCACUGUGGGCUGAAUGUUUGGCUACGGUGCAGCAACGGCGGAGUCUUCGACAUGCCGCUACUUCUGCUGCUGUACUCGUCGGGGCGCAUGGGGCCGGGUGGGGUGAGUCUGUGGUGGGGUGGUUUUGUAUGGAUGAAACGUUUGCAAACGACGCAGCGUGGCAGACUGGUAAAUUGUGCCAUGGGUGACCCCUUGUUCAAUGUUUAUGCUUGUGUGAAGCACCGGCACGGCACGAGACGGCCGUCGGUUGUCCGGAUUCUUUGGCGCGUUUGGAGCCCUGCUGUCUAACAGCAUGUUUCCCGACCAGUGCCUGCCGUGCCGGAGCUAAGUUAACCGCGUUCGCGCCUGUCUGCUUCGACGACAGCAGCGUCUGUAAGGCCCUCGAAAA
This is a messenger RNA of Chlamydomonas reinhardtii, 1965 nucleotides long. RefSeq lists its product as uncharacterized. Lineage: Eukaryota; Viridiplantae; Chlorophyta; Chlorophyceae; Chlamydomonadales; Chlamydomonadaceae. The transcript is spliced from 4 exons. Bases 340 to 774 code for a protein of 144 amino acids. The record is from RefSeq and is a predicted model, not a curated record.